Molecule: messenger RNA, 1470 nt
Organism: Aspergillus calidoustus
Lineage: Eukaryota; Fungi; Ascomycota; Eurotiomycetes; Eurotiales; Aspergillaceae
Source: the annotation of a GenBank genome assembly
CAAUCCUUAACUCUGAUUUAUUUGCACAUUCCGCUGGUUGAUUCUGAAAAUACAAUAUCAGCAUCAGCUGAGCGAAGAUCUUGAGUGACACGCUGUGGAGGGCCGGCGACAAUUGCGACAAGCCCGGCUCAUCAACAACAAUGACUCAACGCGUGGUGGACAACUUAUCUGGCCAGGUAUACACGGAAAUCGCCUCAGUGCCGGCCAGGUUUCUGAAUGGCCCAGCUUGGAUUCAUGAAUCCCCAUUCUGGCCAGAGGGGUGGGAGGAAGGCAGUCCUUUUGGGGCCUUACCGCUCAAGCAUAUCGCGAUGAAAAAGCUUCUCGCAGACCAACGGACUCUAACUUCAAAUUUAUUUGAGAAUGUGCCGUGGCAACUUGCCAGCUACCUUUGGGACUGUCUAGAGAGAAGAGAACUCUACACAUGUGGAAAGUGUUUGCGACUGCAUAUCCUGACCAAUUUUUCAAGGUCGAGCCGUACAGAUCUAUGAAAAUUGAAGGGCCCCAGGCUUCAAUGACAGAUUACUUGCGCUUAGCAACGAGUGAUGGUCUUAGCUGGCAAACUGUGUUGACACUGGGGCAAUCAUAUGCUGACGUGCACGAGCUUGCGAGUCUCGGAUCUGUGAAAAACCUGGUUGCCCUUGAGAUUGCUACUCCUGAACAUCUAGCAGCAAAUAUCGAGGUAACCAAGCCACCAGCAACGGCUCUGACUGACCGAAUCAUUCGGUGCUGGAACGAAGAAGCAGAAUCAAGUGAUCGAUUCAGAUAUCUUCGAAUUGUAGUUUUGAAAAACCAGUGGCAAUUGACCGAAUCAUCACUUAUCUACUUGUGGAGGCUGCGCACUGUGCAAUACCUCGUGGUGUAUGGAUGCCCCAAGCUGAUCCCCGAAAUUUCCAGGAUCAGACUAGCUGGCUGGAUGGUAGUGGACGAAAAGCCAUAUCCACCGCACACGCUCUAUGAGUUCUAUAAGGCCUGUUCCGAUGCAUUAACUGGAGACAAAUCGAUACUAGCAGCCCCAAUCCUCGACUUUCAAAUUGGGCAAAUGCCGCCUCCACCCCGUCGCAAACGAGGCAAGGGUAUAGACCGUCUGUCCGCCAUCUAUCUUCAGCGCAUCGAUUCCGACACCAAGAAACGAAAGGGACACCAAGCGCAUCCAAGUCAAAGUGAACAAGUGCAGCCGCGAAAGGCCGUGAUGAAGAAUCGUACGAAGGAUAUCGGCGAUAUGCUUUGUGAUUUCUUCUAGGAAGCAGUGCUCGCCAAGUCAAAUCAGCUACCCGAGUGUCUUGUACGCUUUCCUGUUGGGCAAAACUCUUUGAGAUCUGAUUCUGUUAUGUACAGAGCAAACUAAGUGUUUAGGGUUUUGUAGAGAUUGGAGCCACUUUUAAUCUGACUAUAUACCAUGAAGUCAUAUGGGGUUGUGUACCGAACAAACGAAGUAAGCCCCGUCAACCCCGUCCACUUCUAGUACUCCAU